Molecule: messenger RNA, 2104 nt
Organism: Harpegnathos saltator (Jerdon's jumping ant)
Lineage: Eukaryota; Metazoa; Arthropoda; Insecta; Hymenoptera; Formicidae
Product: putative ATPase N2B
Exons: 8
Coding region: 147-1718 (523 amino acids)
Cellular component (GO): cytoplasm; mitochondrion
Molecular function (GO): ATP hydrolysis activity; ATP binding
Source: RefSeq, a predicted model, not a curated record
CGCGUCACGGCGCGCAGCGACAGAUGUUUCAAAAAGCACGUCCUCGCCAAAAGAGCGGAUAAGUGAGUAAGUGUGCGAAAUGUCACACAUAUGUCAUGAACUGACAGCUCCAAGGAGGAAGACGGAUCUUUCUUUGCCAUGUAUUUAUGAGUCAUUGCGAUAUAUCGUCAUAUCUCUAUCCUAGAGAUCAAGGCACACUUAGCUCUUUUACAUGUAUGUGUGAAUGUUUAAUUUGGAACAUAUGUAAUAUUUGCCAUUUCUCGUAUCCGUAUUGUCAAGGUUAUCUUAUCUUUAUAUUCGAUCAUUUCGUUGAUAAGAAUUUUAGGAUAAUGGUAACAAUUGCUUUCGAAAUAUCCGCAAUCAUGAAUCACUGUCUCGUUAAGAAGUGCAUCAGAACGAAUUAUCUUUUUUAUAUGUUAAUGCGUGUUCAGCCUAUAAUAUACAUUCAGAAAUGUCAUGCUCAUAAUAUAGAGAUAAAUUUGAAUAAUGGACCAGUCAGUAUUUUGAAGCAAAAGAUUAUGAGAGGCGAGUUGAUGAAAGAUGCGCACCAAAUGAAAGUGGCACAGAUCUUGCAGGGAGUUUAUCAAGAAGUGCAUAAUUACAAGCCACAACAAUUAAACAUAUUGGAGAAAUGGUUUGGUGGCAAGAAGAAGGACGCGCCAAAAGGCUUGUACAUUUAUGGAGCAGUAGGUGGAGGUAAAACAAUGUUGAUGGACCUAUUUUACAAUUGUUGCCAGAUCGAGAACAAGAAGAGAGUUCACUUUCACUCCUUUAUGCUGGAUGUUCAUAACAGAGUGCACGAGGUGAAAAAGACCAUUGUACGAGAUGUUACCAGCACCAAGUUGCAACCUUUUGAUCCAAUACCUCCGGUCGCGUCCGGUAUUGCCGAGAAGGCUUGGCUGUUAUGUUUCGAUGAAUUUCAGGUGACAGACAUCGCGGAUGCCAUGAUAUUAAAAAGGCUGUUCACGGAACUUUUUGAUAACGGUGUGAUAGUAGUGGCGACUAGUAAUAGGUCGCCGGACAAUCUGUAUAAGAAUGGAUUACAGAGGGGAAACUUCGUGCCGUUUAUUCAAGUGCUGAAGAAUCAUUGCUCUGUCAGUAACUUAGAUUCUGGGAUAGAUUACCGUUUAAAAUCGGGAUCCGGCAACAAGAAAAUAUACUUUAUAAAAGGCAAGGACGCAGCAAAUGACGUGGAUAAAGUCUUCAAAUAUUUGUGCUCUAUGGAGAACGAUGUUGUACGACCGCGAACAAUCUCUAUUAGAGGACGCAACGUCAGUUUUUGCAAAACUUGCGGCCAAGUGCUCGACUCUACGUUCGAGGAAUUGUGCGACAGGCCUCUUGGAGCGAGCGAUUAUCUGCAGUUGAGUCAAAUAUUUCACACAGUAAUCAUAAGAGAUAUGCCGCAGCUGAACUUACGACUCAAAUCUCAAGCCAGGAGAUUUAUCACGCUUAUUGAUACGUUGUAUGAUAACAGAGUACGAGUAGUUAUGUCGGCGACUGUACCACAUACGCAACUAUUUUUGCCAGAAGCCGAGUCCGAAUACACUGACGAGAAGAGGAUGCUGAUGGAUGAUUUAAAGAUCUCUCAUGGUUCAGAGGAUCACAAGGCAAAUAUUUUCACUGGAGAAGAAGAACUGUUCGCAUUCGAUCGUACAGUGUCGCGUUUGGCCGAGAUGCAGACUUCACAGUAUUGGGAACAAUGGGAGCACCAUAGAUAAUGACAUCUUUAAAUAGAUUUAUACAUAGACAUUAGAUGUGAAUUUAUUUCGCACGUAACGUACAAGUAUUGACGAUGUGAUUUUUACAACAAGAUCUCACAUACAGUUAUUAAAAUCUCCGUCAGGUGUGUUUCAUCUUGUCAACGGUUCCACUCAGAGUAUAAAACGUUUCAUAUUUCGUCAGUAUUUUAUUUUCUUCAUAGAUUAUUUUUUGGAAGUAGUUGAGGCUUAAUAUUAAGUUACUCCUAUUUAUUAGAUUAAAAUUAUAGACACCAAUUUCUAACAUAAAUGUAUGUACUUAUGUAUAUAUGUAAAGUUCUAAUUACGUGAAAUUUCUUGCAUCUGUCUGUCCUUCACUUCUUGGUUGAAUAAAUAAUUAAUGUUGA